This is a messenger RNA of Hansenula ciferrii, 1530 nucleotides long. RefSeq names its product pyridoxal phosphate-dependent aminotransferase. The transcript has a single exon. Lineage: Eukaryota; Fungi; Ascomycota; Saccharomycetes; Phaffomycetales; Wickerhamomycetaceae. Gene Ontology annotation, molecular function: pyridoxal phosphate binding. Bases 1 to 1530 code for a protein of 509 amino acids. Gene Ontology annotation, biological process: biosynthetic process. The record is from RefSeq and is a predicted model, not a curated record.
AUGAGUGAAGACGAACAAGAAUUUGCUAAAUUAGAACAAACUUUACCAGACUCAAUCAAGAGUUCAUCAUCACAUAUUUUCAAUCAAGAAUUUUUAAAUUCAAUUAAUCAUACUCCAUCAUUAACUCCACAAAGUUCAAUACCGCCAGAAUCACCAAAAUUGCCAAAGAAAACUCCAUUAAGUAAUUUUAAAGAUGAAUUAUAUAAAAAUGGUGAUGUCGAAAGAACCCAUUCACCAAUUCCAACACCAGGUCCUUUACUUCAUCCUGAUGUUCAUUUCCCAGCUUUGAAUAAGCAAAAUGCAGCUACUGGUGUUAUUUGGUGUACUGAUCGUGCAAAUGAACGUGGUUUCCCAAAUCCAAAUUGGGUCAAUUUAGGUCAAGGUAUGCCAGAAACAGGUGAUAUUCCAGGAUGUUUUGAUAGGCCAAAAUCAAUGAAUAUUUCAAUUGAAUCUCGUGAAUAUGGUCCAACAUCUGGUAUUAAACCUUUAAGACAAGCUAUUGCAAAUUUAUAUAAUGAACAUUAUAGACAAGGUAAAGAAUCAAAAUAUACUUGGGAAAAUGUCAAUGUUGCACCAGGUGGCAGAGCUGCUUUAACAAGAAUUGCUGCUGUUUUAGGGGAUGCUUUCUUAUCAUUCUUUUUACCAGAUUAUACUGCUUAUGCUGAAAUGUUAUCAUUAUUCAAAAAUUUUGCUCCAAUUCCUGUACCUUUAUAUGAAACUGAUGGUUAUAAAAUUGAUUUGAAAAUUAUUAAAGGUGAAUUAAAUAGAGGUGUUUCAGCAAUUUUAACUUCAAAUCCAAGAAAUCCAACAGGUCAAUCCAUAGGGAAAGAUGAAUUAAAAGAAUUACAUGAUUUGUGUAGAAGUAAAUGUUUAUUAAUCAUGGAUGAAUUUUAUUCAAGAUAUUAUUAUGAUGGUGAAGAAGGUGAAGCUAUAAGUUCUGCAAGUGAAGUUGAAGAUGUUAAUAAAGAUCCUGUAUUGAUUAUUGAUGGUUUAACCAAAUUUUUCAGAUUACCAGGAUGGAGAGUUUCAUGGAUUGUUGGACCAAAAGAAUAUAUCAAUGCUUUAAGUUCUGCUGGUUCUUAUCUUGAUGGUGGUACUAAUUAUCCAUUUCAAGAAGCUGCUAUUCCAUUUUUAGAUCCAACUUUAGUUCAUAAUGAAACAAUUGCAUUACAAAGACAUUUUAAACACAAGAGAGAUUACUGUUUAGAUAGAUUGAUUAAAAUGGGAUUUCACUUUAAUAUCAAACCAAAUUCAACUUUCUAUAUAUGGGUUGAUUUAAGUCAUUUACCAGGGAAAUUAUCAAAUUGUUUAGGAUUUUUCCAUGAAGCUUUACAUGAAGAUGUUAUUGUGGUUCCUGGUAUUUUCUUUGAUUUGAAUCCAUUAUCUUUCAGAGAAUUAAGUGAUAGUGAGAUGUAUUCAUAUAUUAGAAUUUCUUAUGGUCCAGAACUUGAGAAUUUAGUUAAAGGUAUGGAUAGAAUUGAGUCUAUUUUACGCCGUUUUGGUGCCCUACCUGAAAACUAUGAUAAAUAA